AUGUCGGUGUCCCAGAUCACGCCCACGCUGUUCCUGAGCGGCGCCGAUGGCCCCCUGAACGCAGUGCUGGUGUCUCAGAAAGGAAUCACGCUGAUCGUCAACGCCACGCUGAGCCACGCCAGCCCCGCCUACCCGGGGGUGGAGUGCGUGCGGGUGCCGGUGCCAGAUCUGCCUAGCGCGCGCCUCGGGGACCACUUCGACCGGGUGGCUGAACGUAUCCACGCCAACCGUGCGGGAGGCACGCUGGUGCACUGCGCCGCCGGGAUGAGCCGCUCUCCAGCGCUGGUGAUGGCGUACCUGAUGCGUUACCGUGCCGUGACGCUGUGCCAGGCGCACCGUUGGGUGCAGGACAGCCGGCCCUACGUCAGGCUGAACGCCGGCUUCUGGGACCAGCUGCUGCAGUACGAGCGCCGACUGUACGGGAAGAACACCGUCAAGGUGGCCGCACCCGAAGAGACGCCGCCGCGGACACCGAGGUUAACGAGGUUAACGAGGUUAGCUCCACAGCAGCCCAAUAACUGGCUUACGACGGUACCCAGGUCACCACUGAUGACAUCAUCACUGAUGACAUCACCACUGAUGACAUCACCACUGAUGACACGAUCACCACUGAUGAAACGAUCGCAGCGGAUGACAUCAUCAAACAGAUUCAGGAGGGGAACCAGAGUCUGA
Molecule: messenger RNA, 672 nt
Organism: Scomber japonicus (chub mackerel)
Lineage: Eukaryota; Metazoa; Chordata; Actinopteri; Scombriformes; Scombridae
Product: dual specificity protein phosphatase 18
Exons: 1
Coding region: 1-672 (223 amino acids)
Biological process (GO): protein dephosphorylation
Cellular component (GO): cytoplasm
Molecular function (GO): MAP kinase tyrosine/serine/threonine phosphatase activity
Source: RefSeq, a predicted model, not a curated record